Molecule: messenger RNA, 4496 nt
Organism: Owenia fusiformis
Lineage: Eukaryota; Metazoa; Annelida; Polychaeta; Sabellida; Oweniidae
Source: the annotation of a GenBank genome assembly
AUUUACUGCUUCAAUUAAAAAAUUUUAAAGUUUUUAAUUUAUUUGUUUUUUACGUGUAACUACACUAAUAUACAACAAAAAUUAAAAUAAUGUUGAGUUUAUGAACAAUGGAUGUACACUCUAAACACUGAUGCAUCAAAGUCCACAGGAUUAUUGACGAAAGUUACGUUUGAGGAUAUCUAAAUUGAAGGCAAUUGCUUUGUUUAUUUUCCAGUGGAGUAUCAAUUUUGACAUCCUUCAUUUCAAGUCUAAAUAUAUGAAAAUACAUGCACAUAAACUUUUAGUAGUAGCAGUAUACUAUUUCUUAUGCUGUGUGUAUGUUACUUUAGAUACCAGGAUACAGAGCCGACACAGACUCUGUGGAUAUACCCCACUCUUGAAUAUGAACAGUAGCCUAUUUCUCAUGUAACAAACAUGCUGCAGUUUACAAACACAUAUUCUAACAGAUAAAAUGGAACUCAGGAUCUCCUGGAGCCGACGUAUAGCUAUUAUUUACACAUUGUGUAUAACGGUUUUAUCCAUAUUGUUGGUGCCAGAAUGCAUUGCUUGUAAUGGUAAAACAGAUGGAUUUCGUCAGGUGCUCAACUCUACGACUGGUAUAAUAUCAGAUGGCAAAGGGGAUUAUCCCAUAUCUGCUCAUUGUGAAUGGCUCAUUCAAGCUGGGAGCCCAGAUAAAUUCAUCACACUUAAGUUUGAAAACCUGAGUGUAGAAUGCUCCUACGAUUAUAUCUUCAUCUACGAUGGGGAGUCCUACAACAGUAAGCUUCUGGGGAGCUUCUCAGGCAGUAACACCCCACCACUCAUCACUGCCACAUCAGGGAAUAUGCUGAUAUACUUCUACAGUGACAGGAAUUAUGCCCUUGAGGGUUUUAACGCCACCUAUACAGUAACAGACUGCCUGCUAGACUGUAGUGGUAAAGGCACAUGUAAUAGCCUUACCCACACAUGCCAUUGUCAUCCUGGUAUGACAGGAGACGGCUGCCAGCUUCAGGAAUGCCCAGAUUUUUGCUCCCAGCCAUUGGGUGAAUGUAUCGGAGGGAAAUGUGUAUGCAUAGAUGGCUUUACAGGAUCAAACUGUGCCCUUUCAAUGAAUAGCACCAUAGGAAAUAGCUCCUGGUAUCAGGUUGCUCCUGCUGGAUCAGGCUUUACAGCAAGAACAGGCCAUGCUGGGGCCUUUAUCUCAUCAUCGAAUAGUUUCUGGUUAUUUGGUGGCAAUACUCUCAAUGAAAUACUCAAUGACUUGAUACGUUAUGACUUCCCGAGCAAUAAAUGGAUUGAGGUGACCAAGAGUGGCACGUGGCCGGAAGCUCGGAAUAAUCACGCAGCAGCUGCAACUCAGUCUGGGUUGUUUAUAUUUGGAGGCAUCGCUGCCAAUGGGACUCAUUUAUCAGACCUUUGGUUUUAUGACAUCACAUCGGGGGUAUGGAUUGAGAAAGCACUGGCUGGUACAGUGCACCCUCCGGGGCUCUCUGGCCACACCUUAACACUGGUAACCGAUGGCAACUCUCAGUAUCUUUACUUACUCGGUGGACGUGACACCUAUGGUGCGUACCAGUCUGCCCUUUACUGCUAUGACAUCCUGGGUACUACAGACACCUGGAUAUAUCUUACACCCAAGGGGGGCAAGGAGGAACUACGUCGAUUAGUCGGCCAUUCAACAGUGUACCACCCUGAAUCAAAAUCCCUCCUUGUGUAUGGUGGGUUUACUCCUGACUAUGCACGCUUCAGUAAGCGCAGUAAACAAAUACACUCUUACCAUAUAGAAUUGAAUUAUUGGUCUCACCUUGAUGCUGAGCCACCCUCCCAUCUCCAUUAUAACUCAUACAGUUUUAUUGAGCCCCCAAACGACCGUGCGUUCCACUCGGCCAAUAUAAUAGGCAAUUAUAUGGUGGUGUAUGGGGGGAACUGUCAUAUUCAUCAGCAUGAGGAGAUAUGCUAUGAUAAUAAGCUUUACCUGUAUCACUUAGGGUGCCAUGUUUGGAUAAACCACACAGCAUUAGAGUUACCAUGGACUGGAGGUGUAGCAAGCUCAGGAUUUGUCGGUGGCAGAUAUAGUCACGUGGCAUCAGUAGCAUUUGGGAACACACUGCUAAUAUCAGGGGGAUACCAGGGCACUGCUCUGGGGGACCUUAUUGCAUACAAGGUGCCCCCUUCAAUGGCUAGAAAUCAGAAUGAUGACAGUAUAAAAGACCAUUGUUCUGAGAUCACUGAUGGCAACUACUGUCGCUUUGAUCCGGAGUGUGCGCUGUGUACAAGCAAGAAACUUAACUAUAUGCCCGGAUGUAUUCACAGAUCUAAAACUGGCGAUUGUAAAGGCAUCAUGGAUACCUCAGAAUGCCCUGGUAUAUGCCCCACCCUCAAAGACUGUCAAUCAUGUGCAGUUCAAGGGAAAGGCUAUACAGUCACCAUGGAGACCACCAAACAUGGACUAAAGUAUAACGAUCAAUGUGCAUGGUGUGUAAAGGAAGCCACAUGUCAGCUUAGUAAUGUGACAAGAGGUGCAUGUAACCACACAGAUGGGACAAGAUCAGGCCUCACUGGAUGGUGGGGUAUAAUGAGUCAUCGACCAACAACUUUAGAAAUGUGUCGUCUUCAAGACAAACCUGCUGGAUUACACUUCCUGAAAUACCUCCCACCUCAGAAUCUUGAACAACCUGAUGAAGUGAUUAUCAUUCGGAAUACAACAGCCCAAUUUAUUGCAUUUGGUAGAAGACAACUGAUGGAAAUUGAGCAAACUCUAAAACCUGGCAAAUAUAUCGGACUUAUGAAAGGUUUCAUUUAUCCACUGGAGGCAGAGAUACCCAGCAGAGAUCCCAUACAAGUCACGAUGGUAGCAAAAAAUGCCCAAUCUGAUGUCUAUCUCAGUUUAGAUGACACAAAGGCGCGCAAGGAGAAAGUGGCAUCACUGGCUUAUUCAAAUGUCCAGAGUGAGAUCAGCGCUGUUAGGCCAAGUGGGGAGGCUAUAUUUCCUGUAAAUGAUCGCAGCUCUAGAUAUUACGUAGAAUACACAGCUGAAUUGGAGAUAUUUGAUGACGUUAAAAAAGCCUCUAUGCAACUGGUUUGGAAUGGUGCUAUACCAGAUACUAGUACUUCAAUGCUACGACAGCCAUUUUUCAAUGAAUUCCUUGAACCAUACACGGACACCGCCUCUAACGCAAACUGCAGUAACCUUGGCAACUGCCUAGCCUGCUUAAGUGACACUGUAUGUGGGUGGUGCAAGAACAAGGGAAAGUGCGUCAUGAGGAAUGAUGUUGAUAAUGCUGGUUGUGCCACUACAUCUGCUACAGAGCUUGUGAUUACACCUGCUGAUUGCACAGUUUGUGGCGAUCAUCUCUCUUGCCAUAUAUGUGCUGCAGAUAGUCUUUGCGAAUGGCUACCUAAUGAUGGGCGUUGCAUGAGAAGGGGAAGAUAUGUGAAUGCGAUACAAUCUGUGGGGCAAUGUGCUGCCGCUUGUCAUCUCCGUAGUAACUGCUCCACAUGCAUUGGAGACAGAGGGGAAUGUGCCUGGUGUGGGAGCACUUCCACAUGUUUCCCAUUCUCCGACUACAUCACCCGCCACAACUUUGGGCAAUGCACUGAGUGGUUUGACAGCAAAAGCCAGAAUUGCAGUGAUUGUUCCCAGCAUACAACCUGUAAGAGCUGCCUUAAGGAGUUCCAGUGUGGCUGGUGCGGGAAUACUGAUAAUCCAACCAUAGGGCGAUGUCUCUCUGGGGAUUUCACUGGUCCUAGUGAAAACAACAAUUGCUCAGCUUUGGUAGCAGAAGUUAACAACAUCACCGCCUCUGAACCUGCAGCAUGGGCUUAUGGGAUAUGUCCUGAUGUGCAGGAGUGCACCCUGGGAGUACAUGAUUGCCACGAGAACGCAACUUGCAUCAAUACAUUUGAGAGUUAUAACUGUACUUGUAAACAAGGAUUUGUUGGGGAUGGCAAGGAGCGGUGUGAUGUCACGUGUUUCCAUGAUUGUGUCUUCGGAACAUGCUCUGAGGCACCGGACUACAAAUGCAUCUGCGAUAGAGGUUGGACUGGAGAAGGUUGUGAUAUUAAUUGCCAAUGCAACAAUCGCAGUACAUGUGUGUAUGGUGUGGGUCAGUGUGAUAAUUGCGAGGAUUGGACUAUGGGAACUCACUGCCAGGAAUGUCGACCUGGUAGCUAUGGCAACGCUAAGACAUCUGAAGGUUGCAAACAGUGUGAAUGCAAUGGACACGCAGACAAUGGCUUAGACACUUGUAACAUGUCUACUGGUCAGUGCUACUGCAGGGAUAACACACAUGGUGAUCACUGUGAGCUCUGCCAGGAGAAUUACUAUGGAGAUCCAAGGAAUAAUGGAAGAUGCUACCUAAAGUGUGAUGGCCGCACAGUUGUUACUGAUGUAGUAGAAGGGGCCCUUGGUUCCCAUGAUGGCUCCGGAGUGGCGGACCCCUUACAUGCAUAUUGUGUGUGGUUCUUAUUAUUCUCUAUCAUGGUUAGGUAUUUAUUGUAAAUGUGUAAUCGUAAAA